AUUAAAAGUGGGAUUUGGAUUUCUGAUGGAGGGCAUGACUCCUCUAAAUCAUCUCUCACCAGGCCCAGGAAGUGAAAAGUUGUGGGAACUAUUGAAUUGGCAUCUUGAAGAGCAGCGGAAGAGAAGAGCGAUCGAAGCAUGCAGUGAAACUAAAGCUAAGAUGGAUGAGCUUGAAAAUGAAAUAUCAAAUGUAGUAGGUUUGCAUGAGCUUAAGGUACAACUACGGAAAUGGGCAGGGGGAAUGCUUUUGGAUGAGAGGUGUAGAACCCUUGGGCUGAAAGUUGGCAUCAGAAGAACCCCACAUAUGGCAUUCCUUGGCAAUCCUGGAUCAGGCGGUGGAGGUCGACUCGAUUAUGGAGUUCAUGUCGUAUCUGUUGAGCUCAUCUUCUCUAUUUGAUGAAGUUUUGGGAUCCAAAAUGGAGUCCCCCAUGUUGGUUAUCUCCACUACCUCCCCGAUGCCAUUUUAUUCAAAACAGGUUAGUACAUUUUAUUCCAUAAUUUUCAUUAAUCCUUAAUGGUUCCUUAAUUAAACAAACAAUUAGGUUGAUUAUUAAUCAUAAUCAAAUAAUUUAUUUAUUCAACUAUAAAUUAAGACCACUUUUGAUGCUGCAGGGAUAGAUAUUUUGGUAUGCAAUGAUCUAUUUGGCUUGCGAUGUUUAUUUAUAGGAUCAUGUUAUAACUUCUUUUAAUACUUUUCUUUUA
Molecule: messenger RNA, 702 nt
Organism: Juglans regia (Persian walnut)
Lineage: Eukaryota; Viridiplantae; Streptophyta; Magnoliopsida; Fagales; Juglandaceae
Exons: 3
Coding region: 26-397 (123 amino acids)
Source: RefSeq, a predicted model, not a curated record